AACCUGAGGCUGCCAUAUCUUAGGUAGUCCGAGCAUGUCACGUGAAGUAGGCGCCCGGUCGGACGAGCCAGAAUCUCCGAAUAGGAAAGUUCGGAGAAAACACAGGUGAUGAGCUUUGGUUGUUGGUCGACUGUUCCCCCGUUGAUACCCAAGCUUUCGGCCGUCGACGCGGUUCGAUUGUCUAUUUGAUUCUUUCUUCGUUUCGUUCUACCUCACUUUGCUUUCCAGGGUUCAAUCCCCUCCUGAGUCUUCAAGAUGUCGCAGACCGUCGGAAAGACUCGUCUCGCAUACUCUCGCGCCUGGCACUAUGUCGACGUCGGAUCUGACCCUCGAUCUCUCGGCCGUCUAGCCUCCUCCAUCGCCAUCCACCUGAUGGGCAAACACAAGCCGAUCUACGACCCCUCCACAGACUGCGGUGACUAUGUUGUUGCUGUCGGAUGCCACGACCUGCGGGUGACGGGCAAGAAGAAACUGCAGAAGAAGUACUACACGCACACGACCCGGCCCGGUAGCUUGAAGAGCAUGACGAUGGACAAGAUGUUUGAGAAGUGGGGAGGCGGAGAGGUCCUGAAGCGCGCUGUUAGGGGCAUGUUGCCGAAGAACAGGCUUCGGGAUCAGAGAUUGGCUAGAUUGAAGACCUUCGAAGGUCUCGCGCACCCCUACAAGGAGAAUAUCGUGAAGAUCGGUAAUCAGCCCGUGAUUGGACAGCUGCCCGAGGUGCAGCAAGCGUUCGAGAAGGCCAAGGAAGAGUCGUCACCAUGAAAAAUCUUUCUACGGUCGGAUCUAUGUAAUUUAUUCAUGUUCAUCUUUUUCCUUUCCUUUCUUUUUUUCACCUUCAAGCUCGCAGCGCAUGGGUGUGGAGUCCGUCGGGAUUUUGAAAUGCAAAUGCUAUUUUGGCAUGGUGUCAACUGAGCUUGCUCCUCCUUCCAGUGGUUUAGGAGGGAAGCCUCAUUUUCUACGGGGUAGAACACGUUCUUCUGAUGAAUCCAGUCU
Messenger RNA from Paecilomyces variotii, 993 nucleotides. Its product is annotated as mitochondrial 54S ribosomal protein YmL23. Bases 256 to 762 code for a protein of 168 amino acids. The record is from RefSeq and is a predicted model, not a curated record. The transcript is spliced from 3 exons. Gene Ontology annotation, biological process: translation; negative regulation of translation. Gene Ontology annotation, cellular component: ribosome; mitochondrial large ribosomal subunit. NCBI's taxonomy places the organism in Eukaryota, Fungi, Ascomycota, Eurotiomycetes, Eurotiales, Thermoascaceae. Gene Ontology annotation, molecular function: structural constituent of ribosome; mRNA binding.